This is a messenger RNA of Triplophysa rosa, 910 nucleotides long. It is a transcript of the gene sec11a, whose product is annotated as SEC11 homolog A, signal peptidase complex subunit. NCBI's taxonomy places the organism in Eukaryota, Metazoa, Chordata, Actinopteri, Cypriniformes, Nemacheilidae. Gene Ontology annotation, molecular function: serine-type endopeptidase activity. The record is from RefSeq and is a predicted model, not a curated record. Bases 129 to 668 code for a protein of 179 amino acids. Gene Ontology annotation, cellular component: signal peptidase complex; membrane. The transcript has 6 exons.
GCAUAAGCGGAAACCAGUUGCCGUGUAUCCGCUAACCAGCAGCAGUGGUGGCGGAACAUUGCAACUAAAUUUCUUGGUAUAAUUUGUAUUAUAGACUGUUGUUAUAUACAGUUAACUACAGGCACAAGAUGUUAUCCUUAGAUUUCCUCGAUGAUGUCCGGCGAAUGAAUAAGCGUCAGCUUUACUAUCAGGUGCUGAAUUUUGGAAUGAUUGUAUCUUCAGCCUUGAUGAUCUGGAAAGGCUUAAUGGUUGUAACUGGAAGUGAGAGCCCAAUUGUGGUUGUUCUCAGUGGAAGCAUGGAACCUGCAUUUUUCAGAGGAGACCUUCUCUUCCUCACAAAUCGUGUUGAAGACCCAAUCAGAGUGGGAGAAAUUGUUGUGUUCAGGAUUGAGGGAAGAGAAAUUCCCAUUGUACACAGAGUCCUAAAAAUUCAUGAGAAAGAAAAUGGCGACAUCAAGUUCUUGACAAAAGGUGACAAUAAUGCUGUGGAUGAUAGAGGCCUUUACAAGCAGGGGCAGCAUUGGCUGGAGAAGAAAGAUGUAGUGGGCAGAGCAAGAGGGUUUGUGCCUUACAUCGGAAUUGUCACAAUUUUGAUGAAUGACUAUCCCAAAUUUAAGUAUGCUGUAUUGUGUAUGCUUGGGCUGUUUGUUCUGGUACAUAGAGAAUGACGACGUUCAAGAGCAAUUGUAUCCGACAAACCAUGGAAAAUAUCCGUCUGGUGACCAGUUUUUAUGGUGUUUUGUGUGUGUUGGAAAAUCUUGCACUUGCUUUUUGAGACAAAGGUCAAGUUAUAUUUUUUUCCGCUUAACAGUGCAAACAUGAGGUACACAAAAACUACAAACUAGGCAUUUAUAUUUGUCAACUUUUCAUGUCAUAUAAAUUAAAAUUUGUUUGAUCUUGUUUUACACAC